UGCUGUACGGUUAAGAUGAACUUUACUAAACGUCACCGUGGGGUGUAAAAUGAACACAACAUAAUACUAUACAAUAUGGAUAUGAGGUAGUGACAAUGGCAACAAUAGGAGAGCAGGCCUAUACAAAAAGUGUGAAAGCGCAAGCUACACAGAGCGAUUGUUAAGUUGUCUUAAUAACUGUUGCUGCGAGAGUCAGACGUUUGCUAGCUUGGUUAAUCAGUCAUAACAAUUCUUCUUUUCCUUUGGGUUAAUCAGUCAUAACACUGCUGAGAGUAUUUCUAUCGAGUUGUGUGAUUUUAUCAGUAUGGGCUUAUAUAACUGUGCAAAGACCAGUUGUUUAAACGCACUCACUAAGGCGGGACAUAAUGUUUGUUUUGAUUCUGUCUAUAUUCGUGUGGCACUUUCCACCCUUUGUUUUCGUUUAUGUUUAAACCUUGUUAUAAGAGUUAUUGCCAUGCUAACCAAGACACUACUAACCAUUAUCGUGGAGAAAUUUGAAAACCAUUAAACUUUACCGAAAUGACAGGCGAAGUCGCCUUAUUUGCACUCAAAAUAGAUACUUUUGUGUUCCUUUUGGCACAUGAUGUCGAUGAGUCAGAUUCAGUCACAGUGUUUACCCUGUGAACAUAAACUGUGGGAAACAGCUAUCUGAUGAGUAAUUAUAGUAGGACAUGUUGUAAGCAAUGAUCAUCAGCAGAGACAUUUACCGGACAUUAGGCAGAAAACAUUAGGUACACUUGCACAUUCUGAUUAAAUCCUAUGUGAGGUUAGAGCUCUAUUAAAAAUAUCUGCCUUUACAAAGACAAUCAUGUUCAGUUUUGAUUGAUACUGUUACAGACGAAUAACUGAGCAUUGAUUAUCUCAAAUGUUUUUCAUUUAGCACAUUGCACAAGUGUGCCAAUUAUGGUAGGUAAAUGUAUUGUAAUAUCUAUAACUGAGUCUAGAACGUUGAGGGCAGGGCCUGGUGAUUGCGAUUGUGAUAUCAGCAAAGAUUGAAGCGCAUAAGGAUAUUUCAUCUUGAACGUGGAUAUUUCAUCUUGAACAUCGUCUCAAGUUGGUGUGAGUUAUAGUCGAUUGCAGCUCUUGUAGGAAUGUGCAUUCUGUUACUGCUCAUGGUAAAGCGACUGAAGUGCGUCAGCGACUGUGUCGUCCUUUACCACAUACGAGGGCAUUACAUUGCGUGUUUCCAUCCAUCACACGACUGCCAUUGUGGGAGAGGAUGUUCAGCGACUUCGGUACAUGAUUGAAGGACUUUCAAUAUGUCGAUAUAUUGAAGACAAUCUCAGCAGGUGCAGCGUCCGAUCUUGAACUGACCACUAGAGAGGUGAUGGGGAACACGGCGACCAAAUUCCGUCGGGCUCUCAUCAGUGGGGAUGAGCUACUGGCCUGCCAUUUGUACGAGGGCAACCUGCAGUUCAAGGAAGCUCUGGAUCCCAACUCUACAUAUGGAGAAUCCUACCAACACAACACUCCGCUGCACUAUGCUGCCCGACAUGCCAUGAUACGACUACUCAGGUCUUUCCUCCUCAGCAAAGAUGGAAAUCCUAACAAACGCAAUGUGCAAAAUGAGACCUCUUUGCACCUUCUCUGCAUGGGGCCCCAGAUCCUGACCUCAGAGGGGGUGCUGCUACCCCGGAUCUCACGACCAUAUGAAGACGAGCUGCGUCGUGCAGAGUGUCUACAAAUUUUCUUAGCUUGGACUGGCGCAAAGCUGGAUCAUGGAGAGUAUGAAAGGGCUGAUAUCAAUGCCACAGACAAUAAGAAAAAUACCUGUCUGCACUAUGCUGCUGCCUCAGGAAUGAAGACCUGUGUGGAGUUUCUAGUGCAGCGAGAAGCAGAUCUUUUUGCAGAGAAUGAAAACCGCGAGACUCCAUGUGACUGUGCAGAGAAGCAGCACCACAAGGAGUUGGCCUUGUGCCUGGAGUCACAGAUGGUCUUCUCACUCGCCCCUGAGGCAGAGGGUAUUGAGGCAGAGUAUGCAGCUCUCGACCGAAGAGAGCUGUAUGAGGGCCUGCGACCUCAAGAUCUACGGAAGCUGAAAGACAUGCUGAUAGUGGAGACUGCCGACAUGCUACAAGCUCCACUCUUCACGGCAGAGGCACUGCUUCGGGCCCAUGACUGGGACAGAGAAAAACUGUUAGAGGCUUGGAUGACCAAUGCUGAGGAUUGCUGCCAACGUUCAGGGGUACAGAUGCCCAACCCACCUCCAAGUGGCUGCAAUGCCUGGGACACUUUGCCCUCGCCCCGAACACCACGAACCACCCGCUCCUCUAUCACCUCACCAGACCAUAUCAGCCUCAUUACUGCUGAUGAAGAUUGUGUUCUGUGUGGUAUCUGCAUGUCUUCCAUCUCGGUCUUUGAAGAACCUGUUGACAUGUCCUGUGGCCAUGAAUUCUGCAGGGCAUGCUGGGAGGGGUUUCUGAAUCUGAAGAUCCAAGAGGGUGAGGCCCACAAUAUCCUCUGUCCAGCUUUUGACUGCUUUCAGCUGGUUCCUGUGGAAGUCAUCGAGAGUGUGGUGUCCAGAGAGAUGGACAAGCGCUACCUCCAAUUUGAUAUCAAGGCAUUUGUGGAGAACAAUCCAGCAAUACGCUGGUGUCCAGAAGCUGGCUGUGAAAGGGCAGUGCGCCUAAAGACACAUGGCCCCGGGUCAUCUACCUCAGACCCUUUGAGCUUUCCAUUGCUUCGGGCACCUGCUGUAGACUGUGGCAAGGGCCACCUCUUCUGCUGGGAGUGUCAAGGUGAAGCCCAUGAGCCCUGUGAUUGUGACGUCUGGAAGUUGUGGCUACAGAAAGUCAAUGAAAUGAAACCUGAGGAACUGGCUGGUGUGAGUGCAGCAUAUGAGGAUGCGGCCAACUGUUUAUGGUUGCUCACAAACGCUAAACCAUGUGCCAAUUGCAAAUCCCCAAUUCAGAAAAAUGAGGGGUGCAACCACAUGCAGUGUGCUAAGUGUAAAUAUGACUUCUGCUGGAUCUGUCUGGAGGAGUGGAAAAAGCACAGUUCCUCCACUGGAGGCUACUAUCGCUGCACCCGAUAUGAAGUAAUUCAACAGGUGGAGGAGCAGUCAAAGGAGAUGACUGAAGAAGUAGAGAAAAAGCACAAGAGCUUUCAGGAACUGGAUCGUUUUAUGCACUACUACACACGCUUCAAGAAUCAUGAACACAGCUAUCAGCUGGAGCAGCGCCUCUUAAAAACAGCCAAGGAGAAAAUGGAGCAGCUCAGUCUGGCCCUACGUGGAAGGGUAGGAGGCCCACCUGAUACUACAUUUAUUGAAGAUGCUGUCCUGGAACUGUUAAAGACUCGCCGUAUCCUCAAGUGCUCCUAUCCUUAUGGGUUCUUCUUGGAGCCCAAAAGCACAAAGAAGGAGAUCUAUGAGCUCAUGCAGACGGACCUGGAGAUGGUAACUGAGGAUCUUGCGCAAAAAGUUAACCGGCCUUACCUGCGGACUCCGCGCCACAAGAUCAUUCGUGCAGCAUGUUUGGUACAGCAGAAGAGACAGGAGUUCCUGGCCUCAGUAGCGAGAGGAGUGGCCCCCAAUGAUUCCCCUGAAGUCCCCAGACGCAGCUUUGCUGGAGGAACCUGGGACUGGGAAUAUUUGGGCUUUGCAUCCCCUGAGGAGUACGCCGAUUUCCAGUACAGACGGAGACAUAGACAGCGAAGGCGAGGUGACAUGUCCAGUCUCCAUAGCAACACACCUGACCCUGAUGAUCCCAGUGAUAGCACGAUAGACACCCAGGAAGUUGGAGAUGGACUUAGACAUGGUCAUUUGAUGGGUGUUGGUUCUUUGGAUGAUGAUGAUGAUGAUCCUAACAUUCUACUGGCCAUUCAGCUGUCACUCCAGGAAUCAAGGAUGCCAGGGGGACAGUCCACUCAUGAAGUCCUUGCUAAUGAAGCAUCACUUGGAGCCAUUGGCACAUCUUUGCCUUCUAGGCUUGAACAGAGUACUCCAGAUGUAGAGGUUCUCCCCAGAGUGUCCUUAAGCAGCUCAGAACUGCUAGAGCUGGGAGACAGCUUGGCUAGACUUAGCCACAUUAACAUCAGCAGCCAUUACUCUGUAGCCACUGGUAAUCCCACCUCUGUUCAGCUCUAUGACAGCCACAGCCAAGCCAAUGGCUCCUCUGUGCCAAUACCAGUAGCUCCAGGCGGUAGUUUCUCAUCAACAGGUGUCUUCUCAUCCUCCAAUGACACGACAGCCUCGACCACUUGCAGCAGCCAGGACCCAUCCUCUUCCUCUGCAAUAGCAGCAAAUGCCAAUCUGCUGGGCAACAUCAUGGCUUGGUUCCACGACAUGAAUCCUCAAGGUAUUACCUCGGACCCCACAAGGUCUUGUCACACAGACACAAAUGUGGACCCACUCCAUGCAGGUGGUGAAGAGUGCCUGCAGGAUAUAGACAAAAGUGGGGUUGUCAUCCUCCGUGAGAAUAGGAAAUCCCUGGAAGGAAUGGUGGAAGUUGGUUUUGGUUCCCCAAGAGUUUGUGACAUGGAGAAAAAGGAGUGUCCUAUUGUGGAGAGGCCAACUCAGCUCCAUCUCGUGGGGCUAGAGCCCAUGCCAUUACCUUAUAUGCCCACUCGUGAUAUGACUGGGGUCCAUGAGGAACGGGGAGAUACAAAGGUCUGCCAUGUUGACACACCUCAAUGUGCACCAGACCAAUUUCCCAGCAGCAGCUCCUCAGAGUGGGAGGAGCAAGUGCACUUGGUAUGACCCGAAUGCUUUUUUUUUUUUUUCGAUUAAUGAGCAUUUUUGGCAGGUCAAAGUAGUCACUCUGUCUAUAGUUGGUAUAUUCAUUUGUAAUGUAUACUGAAUCAAGUUGUGUCACUUCGUAAUUGCUUGGAAAGUGUCAAGGGUAUUUCAACUUGAGCUGGCGGACAGCACAGAAAUAAUGCCAGAAAAGCGUUUGCUCUACUGAGAGCUCCUUAGUAGAGAAAGUGCUAUCAAAUGACAACGUAGCGACUGAGAAUAUAUUUCUUAAACAGAUCAUGUGGCGUUGGAGUUGUCAAUUUGUUGCUUUUCCUGCAAUCAGAUGCAAAUUGACUGUGACCUCAACCAGCAUGUGUAUUCUACUUUGUCAACUCAAGAAUUGAAUGUGUUAUGGUCAGGUUUGAUAGAGAAAAUAACUAUAGCCCGUACAAUUUGGCCUGACUACAUAGGAUCAGCCACGUAGUCAUGUAUUUUCAACCUACUUCCAGCGGUUAUAUCUCCCGCUGGAGCACCUUCUGAUUUUGCAAGAGCGCCGAUCCAAGCCGCUCCAGAUAGUUAGUGUCAAAGGCCAUCAGUUUUUAUCAGUGCUCUCCAAGUACAUUUUCCCUUAAUGCUGAUCAGUCUCAGCAUUACAGGGACAACACACUGGCAUCUGCAACCAGUUUACUAGUAUUUUGUUGUACUUUUCAAUAUGUAGAGUACAGAGAAAUAACUGUCAUUCCUGUCCACGUCCACCUGCUUCAUAGUGACUAAACACUGAAUAUUAAAAGGACAGUUUACAGUCACCAAGUGGAUUCUUCAUUUAAAGCAAAUUGUGCCUGUCUAAUGCAACCGCAGCAGCUAGAUUUUAUGUGAAAGUGUCCAACCACUGACAUUGCUUGAUAAAGCGGCUUUAAGUGAAACCUUUUAAACCUCGCAAAAAGUUUUUGGUGAGUUCUUUAGAUGAGAGAGUAGAAUGAGAAAAUAUUGGUCAGAUAUUUUAGUGUGUGAGACAUUCACACAAAAUCAUUAGGUCUAUCCAAGUUAUAAAGCAGGUGGGAAACUCAAUAUAGACCUGACUGUGAGUCAGUGUUGACCUAAAACCCUUUCAAUCAGCAGCUAACAACUGCAGAAUAUGAGUCCUUCAGAAUUCUAUUGAAAGGUGGCUUAAUUUGUAGCUCUGAUUACUGCAGCUGAAUAGCUGAAUGACAUGAGGAGACUAAUUAGCAAGUGGUCUUAUUUGGACUGCAGAAAAAGGCCAGCGAAAAAUAUGGGUGGCAAGUCUCAUUUAAACUUUUCCAAAUGUGACUAAAUCAAGCCCCCUGUAAAUGAUCUCUUGUUUUGUAUUUACAUGUAAUAAAAGCCUUGAUAGUGCUGUGCGGAUGUCCCUGACUGCACGGUAAUGCAUUUAGAACCAAAUCACAGAUGUCUGUUGUUACAUCUCAAACAAUGGAGAGUUUAUGAUUCUGAAGCAGUUGUCUACACAAGACAGAAGAUACAGUGCCUUUAUUUCAUUCACAGUUAUUAAAUUAUCCAGUGUUUGUUUUUGCCCAGUAUUCAGAGUGUAAGCAAACACAUACUGUAGUACUUUGGUGUGGUUUUUUUCUUUCACUUCAUGUUUCAUAUGCACAAAUAUGAGUACUUUUUGUUGCAGCAUUACAAUUUAGAGGUUUCAUGAGUUGACAUACUUUCAAAUCUUGCCCCCCUUUCCCUUUGCUGUGGUUUAAGUAUAAUGUCACUUGACUUUGAAUUGGGCUACAGUAGACACUAAAAUGGAGGAAAGUUGCAAUAUAAAAUGGAUAUUUAUUUGAAAAAUAAACAUAUCCAUUGAAGAAUAUGGAGUGUGACUAACCAUGAUCAACAGAAACAAAUGAUCAGUGUUUUACCUUUUGGGACUUUUUGUCAGCUUUCUGCCUCACUGAUGUGAAGUAAAUUAGCUUUUGUUUUCUAAUGACUUAGUAUAGAAGUAUAAAAAUUGCUUUGGUAGGUUUCUUGAAGUUGUUAAACUGUGAGUGCCAUGUGAUCUGUGGAGAAAAGUUCCUUAAGACUUGGUUAAUGUGUGGUAGACACAGGAUAACCUACAUAUGUUUCCCCUGUUGUGUAACAGUAUGCUGUGCAUUACACCUCUAAUUGACCAGGUGAUUUAUUUUAAAAUAACAUUUUGUAACUCAUUGAGAUUUUCUAUUGUAAAGCGACUAAUCCUUGAAAUGCUAUUUGCACUUUCAUAGUCUAUACUUGAUACAUUCCCUCUUUAUAUGAAUUGUUUGGUGUGUUAUGCCAAUAAACUAUGUGUUGAGUUUA
Messenger RNA from Phyllopteryx taeniolatus (common seadragon), 6976 nucleotides. Its product is annotated as ankyrin repeat and IBR domain-containing protein 1-like. Gene Ontology annotation, biological process: positive regulation of proteasomal ubiquitin-dependent protein catabolic process; protein polyubiquitination; ubiquitin-dependent protein catabolic process. The coding region runs from base 1328 to 4699 and encodes 1123 amino acids. The record is from RefSeq and is a predicted model, not a curated record. The transcript is spliced from 20 exons. Gene Ontology annotation, cellular component: ubiquitin ligase complex; cytoplasm. NCBI's taxonomy places the organism in Eukaryota, Metazoa, Chordata, Actinopteri, Syngnathiformes, Syngnathidae. Gene Ontology annotation, molecular function: ubiquitin protein ligase activity; ubiquitin conjugating enzyme binding; zinc ion binding.